Messenger RNA from Gossypium raimondii (Peruvian cotton), 1327 nucleotides. RefSeq names its product caffeoyl-CoA O-methyltransferase. Bases 16 to 972 code for a protein of 318 amino acids. NCBI's taxonomy places the organism in Eukaryota, Viridiplantae, Streptophyta, Magnoliopsida, Malvales, Malvaceae. The transcript has 5 exons. The record is from RefSeq and is a predicted model, not a curated record. Gene Ontology annotation, molecular function: S-adenosylmethionine-dependent methyltransferase activity; O-methyltransferase activity.
GGUUGUCUGGUGAGAAUGGGUCCCAGUCCAACUUUCGAUCAAUUUGGGACUUCACCAACCCCCGACCGGGGUGGCAAGCGGUCCAACCCGGAUUUUCGACUUCAUAUAACCCCUUUGCAUUUCUUCUUUCCACUCAGGUUUCCAAUUCAAAGGAAAUUGAAACUCGCUCAGGUCCAUAAACAAAGGAAAGCAAAGAGAAAGAAGCUUUUCAUUUCAAGGGUUUUAGCAAUGGCAACCAAUACACAAGACCAGCAAUCUCAGGCUGGUAGGCACCAGGAAGUUGGCCACAAGAGCCUUUUGCAAAGUGAUGCUCUUUACCAGUAUAUCCUCGAGACCAGUGUGUAUCCGAGGGAGCCUGAACCCAUGAAGGAGCUCAGGAAGUUGACUGCCAAGCACCCAUGGAACCUUAUGACAACAUCAGCCGAUGAAGGCCAGUUCUUGAACAUGCUUCUUAAGUUGAUCAAUGCCAAGAACACCAUGGAGAUUGGUGUCUACACUGGCUAUUCUCUCUUAGCCACUGCCCUUGCUAUCCCUGAUGAUGGAAAGAUCUUAGCCAUGGAUGUUAACAGAGAAAACUACGAGCUGGGUCUGCCAGUAAUCCAAAAGGCUGGUGUUGCACACAAAAUUGAUUUCAAAGAGGGCCCUGCUUUGCCUGUUCUUGAUCAAUUAGUGGAAGAUGAAAAGAACCACGGAUCCUUUGACUUCAUCUUUGUGGAUGCUGAUAAAGACAAUUACCUAAACUACCACAAGAGGCUAAUUGAGCUGGUGAAAGUAGGCGGUUUGAUCGGCUACGACAAUACCCUAUGGAAUGGAUCGGUGGUAGCACCACCCGAUGCGCCUCUCAGGAAGUACGUUAGGUAUUACAGAGACUUCGUCAUGGAACUCAACAAGGCUCUUGCUGUUGAUCCCAGGAUUGAGAUCUGCAUGCUCCCGGUUGGUGAUGGCAUCACCCUUUGCCGUCGCGUCAAAUGAACAACCCUCACCACCACCAAAGCUUGACCCACCUCUUACAUUCGGCACAAAAAAGUUGACACCCACCUUCUUUUUCUUUCCUCAUCUUUAUAUUGUGUAUGUUUAUUUUUAUCAUAAUGCACGGUGGGUGGAUGAUUGAAGAAUGCCAUAUUUUUUAAACAUGAUCUGACGUAUCGAAUCAUAAUGAUUCUCAGUAUUAUACACCAUGGUGGGCGACCGUUCUAACUUGGUUGUAUAAUUGCGUGGUUUCCUUCCACCCACCACUAAAGGAAAAAACUUUAUGUUUCAUUCAGACAGAAACGGGUACUUCUCAGUUUUUACUUCCAGUAAUCAACUUUUUAAUUUUCUCUUAAAA